AUGAACAAAACACGUGCAUACCACAGACAGUUCAAGAUACCAACGGCAACCAGAGCAAGCGUUUAUGGUGGUGAAAAAGGAGGUGUUGGUACAGAUGGAGCAGGUAUUGACUCAAUAGGGGCGGCCAAGCCCAGGCACUGUCUCAAGCCAGCCAAUACCGGGUGGGUGGGUGGGGAGGGUGUACCCAAACAAGCCUCAGCAAUGCGUUUGAAAAUGAACAAGAUUAUCUAUCACGGUUACCCCGUCCUGGUUAGUUGGUUUGUAUCCAAAUUGGAACAAACAGCACCGGUGCCUAUCCCAACUCUACACAAGAUAAGAGUAGGCACUCAUGACCAACAGCCAGAACGACGCAUACCAAUCGUCGAUACAUAA
This is a messenger RNA of Sphaeroforma arctica JP610, 372 nucleotides long. RefSeq lists its product as hypothetical. Bases 1 to 372 code for a protein of 123 amino acids. The record is from RefSeq and is a predicted model, not a curated record. The transcript has 2 exons. Lineage: Eukaryota; Ichthyosporea; Ichthyophonida.